This is a messenger RNA of Exophiala viscosa, 2078 nucleotides long. RefSeq lists its product as uncharacterized. The record is from RefSeq and is a predicted model, not a curated record. The transcript has a single exon. Lineage: Eukaryota; Fungi; Ascomycota; Eurotiomycetes; Chaetothyriales; Herpotrichiellaceae. Gene Ontology annotation, molecular function: N,N-dimethylaniline monooxygenase activity; NADP binding; flavin adenine dinucleotide binding. Bases 19 to 1989 code for a protein of 656 amino acids.
UAGAGGAAAGGGAAAGAGAUGGCAGCAGCAGCAGUCGACGGAAUCUUGCCGCAGAGGAAAGGUGCAAACCUGACAAACUCAAUUGACAAACAUGACAAACUCAACGGCAUCGAUUCUGGCAAUUUGACCUCCUCCGACCCUGAAGAAGUGGUAGCAAUUGUGCCAAAUGGCAUCACACCAGGCCGCAAAGGUCCAGAGGUGCUAAUAUUGCCAGCAAGCGAUGCAGAGACACCAGGAAACACCCUUCACUCGUCAUAUCCAGCCUCCAACCUCGAGCUUCCUGAUCACCACAUUGACGAGGUCCGGAGCUUGAGAGUUACCGUCAUUGGAGCUGGUCUGUCAGGAAUUCUCGCAGGGAUACUGCUGCCCGCCAAGGUCCCAAAGAUCCAGCUGACGAUACUCGAGAAGAAUACUGACGUGGGCGGAACCUGGCUGGAGAAUGUCUACCCCGGAGUGAGAUGCGAUAUCCCAGCUCACGUUUACCAAGCGACGUUCAGCCCGAACACGCAAUGGUCUCAACAAUUCGCCGAGGGUCAUGAGAUCCGAGAUUACUGGCAAGGACAGGCACGAAAAUACGACGUGUACAAGUAUGUCAAGUUUGGCAGAAAAGUCAACGACGUCACCUGGGAUGAGGGUACCGCCGAAUGGACCAUUACAGGGACAGACCUUGGCAAAGACCAACCUUUUGAAGACAAAGCAGACUUUGUACUCACAGCCAUCGGACGCUUCAACGACUGGAGAUUACCCAACUACCCUGGAAUCAACGAGUAUCAAGGGCAUCUCCGACAUGCUUCAAACUGGGACAAGAACUUCGAUCCCACUGGAAAAAGUUUGGCGGUCAUCGGUAAUGGCGCCAGUGGAAUCCAACUUGUCCCGAACCUUCAACGAGUUGCGAAGCACAUCGACCAUUACGCCCGUAACAAGACUUGGAUCGCCGCGUCCUGGGCAGGUGACGAACGGACGUUCGAACCGCAAUGGUAUCCAGAGGAGAAGAAGAAAGAACUAGAGAAUCCAGACGAGUACCUCAAGUUUCGAAAGGAGAUUGAAUCGAAGUACUGGCGGCGCUUCGCAUCGACGUUCCGUGGAGCACCCGAGAAUGAAGCCAUGCGAGAACGCUUCAUCCAGAUCAUGACCGAGCGAGUCUCCCGCAAGCCCGAGCUAAUCAAAAGCUUGGUGCCAGACUUCAAUCCCAACUGUCGGAGGCUAACUCCUGGUCCUGGAUACUUGGAAGCCAUCACGGCGGACAAUGUCAAUUUCAUUCAGGAUCGGAUCCGCCGCUUUACCAAGACCGGCAUCGAGACAGUCACGGGCGAGCACCGCGAAGUGGACGCCAUCUUCUGUGCUACCGGUGCAGCCAUCGACUUCAUCACACCCUUCAGCAUCCAUGCCCACGGCAGGAACCUCCAAGACAUUUGGCGACCACGCCCGGCCAAAGAGCUCGCCAACAACCCCGACUACCACGGCUGGCCGUACACCUACCUGGGUCUGGCAGUGCCAAACUUUCCGAAUUUACUGCUCAUCCACGGCCCGCAUGGCGCUGGACCGUCCGGCACAGUUCCGCACAGCUGCGAGGUGCAAUUGACGUACUACGCCAAACUCCUGCGCAAAGUAUCUUCACAGGGCAUCAAGUCCAUGUCUCCAUCCAAAAAGGCUACCGAUGACUUUGUCGCCUACGCCGAUGCAUUCUUCCCCAAAACGGUGCUUACCGACAACUGCAGCUCCUGGGCUAAUGGCGGCCAACCGGGCCAGCGCAUUCACGGUAUCUGGCCUGGCAGUGCAGGGCAGGUGACGCUGGUCAGGAAGGAACCGCGCUGGGAAGACUGGGAGUACGAGUACUGGCACGACAGUGGAAAUCGGUUUGUAGGAUGGUUAGGCAACGGGUGGACCAAGAAGGAACGGGAGGAGGAUUCGGACAUCACGCCCUACCUGCGGAGAGAAGGCGAGGUCGAUCUCAAGAGUUUACACGAAGAGUGGUGGAGUUGGCCGUGAGGUGUCUAAGACAUGCUCGGUAUAGGUCUUCUUGGAUCAGUGAUAGAUUUCGUGGCCGCAAUAAUGGUAUCCAAUACUCCAUAUGAAUG